AUGCGGGUGCAUCGUUGGACGUGUUUUUUCGUGCUCUUCCUUUGGACCUGCUCCGCCGUGGUGGAGUCCGCCAACGUACUGUCAGUGUGUAGCAACUGCACGCACACCACGAUUAACAGUGCGGUAGUCUCCGCCGGGCCGGGCGAUAUUAUCAUCAUCGCCCCUGGAAAUUACAAUGAACCGCAGACAUCUAUUGGGUUCCCUCUUACCUUCCAGGCCACGGAUGGCGACGUUUGUGUCUCAACGACGAGCACAUACUAUACCACGUGGCUAAUAAUCAAUUCCGUGCUGACCCUAAAUGGCUCGUUCACGACCAACGGCGCAUGCUUAGAGGUGCCGGGGGCCCUGUACCAAUACGGAACACUCAUUAUGGUGCCAGCAAUUCGCGCGAUAUAUCUGAACCAGGGCCAGUGGCACCAAUACGGGCACGUGCACCUGAUUUCUGCAGGGGGCGCCAACGGAAUCAUCAACCUGAGCGGGAUAUGGGAUCAGUAUGGCACUGUCCUCCUCGAGGCAACUGGUGAAACUGGGGUGUUCUUGGGAGUGUUCUCUGGUCCACCUGGUGUCUGGAAUCAGUAUGGCAGUGCGGAGCUUGUGGUCCUGCAUGGUAACGGGUUGGUGACUCAGGAUACCUUUGCGUGUGCAUGGAGGCAAGAGGGCACACUCAAGGUCACUGCCUUGUCCACAUCAAAUGGUGUAGUGUUGAACACAGGAGCCACCUGGACGCAGCUCAACAGCAGCGUGUUUACUGUGGAUGACCAAUCAAACGGAGUAAGUCUGGCAGGAGCAUGGACCCAGCAGUCCAGUGUCAACAUGACCAUUCGUGACAGGAGUGUGGGUACUCAUACUGAGCCAUAUUAG
Messenger RNA from Acanthamoeba castellanii str. Neff, 861 nucleotides. RefSeq lists its product as uncharacterized. The record is from RefSeq and is a predicted model, not a curated record. Bases 1 to 861 code for a protein of 286 amino acids. Lineage: Eukaryota; Discosea; Longamoebia; Acanthamoebidae. The transcript is spliced from 9 exons.